AUGCACCACGACAGCUCUAUUGGUACGUGUUUGGGACGGUGGAUGCGGUCUGCGGUGGGUGCGUGUCCGCGCAGCCGGCACCGUGUGCAGCGCAGGGCCAUUGCGGCUGUGCGUGUGGCGCUGCUUGUUGUGUUGGCGCUGGUUGCGGCGGCGGCGUGGAUGCCCGCGGUGCAUGCGGUGGUGUUGCGACUGCGGGGCGGAACGGUGGACAGAGCCGUCACGGUUGGCCGCGCCGUGGACACGGUGCUGAUGGACGGCGUGUACAUGACGAACGGCGUGGCUGUUGUGUUCGACGUGCCGGCGAUGCUUCCCGGCGCGCUGCGCAUCGAACUGAGGAACUGCGUGUGCAACGGCGGUGCGCAGAUCUACGUGCGGGGCUACAGCGGCGAGCCGGCGAGUGACCGGAGCCUGGAGGUGAGCGUGAGCGGGCUGUCCGGGAGCUACUGCUCCCUUGUGUUUGUGCACAACCUGCCGGCACACACGAACGUGACGGUCCGUGACUCGACGAUUGUGACGGCGGGGCCGAUGCGCUACUCCCAGCUGAGCGGGCUGACGGACGCGGUGGCGUCGCCGCUUGUGCUGUACGCGACCUCGCUGUUGCAGACGCAGCUGCGUGUGAGCAGCACGGUGCUGAGGUCGUUGCAGGCGGGCGGGAUGGCGGUGUACGUUGGCGGCGGUGUGGACCUGCUGUCGAGUGCGGUGGUGCUUGAAGGCGUGUCGCUGGAGGCGUUGGGCGGUGCGACCGCUUCCGCGAUGCAUGUGGCGUCCUCGUCGCGUCUCAGUCUGCGGAGCCACUCGGUGUUCUCCGUGACGAACGUGUCGGUUGUGAGCAGCGGCGGCGGCAUUGUGCUUGGAGAGCGCCUCGCGGUGUCCGACUCGGUGCUGCGCUUCGUGGGCGUCGAGGGGUCUGUCGCGUCGUCGCUGGUGCGCUGCGACGGUGGGACGGUCGGUGCCGGCGGGUGGCUGGAGCUGCACGACGUGUGGGCGGUGGGCGAGGCGUCGUCGGUGGCAUCGUCUGUGGCGUCGCUGUCGGGGGUGACGCUGAGCGGCGGCACCGUGUCGAUUGCGCGCAGCACUGCCACCGGCGCUACGCUUGUCUCCGGGCCGACGAUCACGAGCGGCGUCGUGUCGGUGCAGUGCAACCGUGCCGGUGGCCGUGUGUUGCGGAGCAGCGGCGACUACCGUUUGGCCGGCCUGCCUUCCGUGAGCGUGGUGCCGUGCGACGGCUGUGCGGCAGCGCUGGCGUGCUUUGAUGGACUGACGGCGUCGUUCACCGACUGCGUGUGCAGCUGCAGCGACGGCGGCAUGGGCGAGGCGUGCCUGCCGUUCGACGUGCCGCUUGCGAGGGCCGGCGGCGGUGGUGGCGAUGGCUCGGAGGGCUGCGUGAGUGGCGUGACGCUGACGGAGUUGGUGACGGUUGGCGGCGUGCGUGCGACGGCGUGCUUCGACUCGGUGGUGUUCAGCGGGCCGAUCACUUUGGCGGUGGAACUGCGCUCGAUGGAUGCGUUUGCCGACGCGCUGAACGUGACGCUGCGCCACUGCGUGCUUGCGGGCGGCGCGCAGCUGCGGAUUGGCGGCCUCAGCGAGAGCACGGCGCGCCUGAUGCCGCACGUCCUCGUCAACAUGACGAAUGUGACGUCGAUGGAGGGCACGAUCGUGCUGCAUGGCGCGAUGCCGCCGAACUCGAGUGUGCUGCUGGCGAACUCAACGCUGCGCGCGACGGUUGGCGGGUCGCAGUACGUGCAGACGACCACUGGCUUCGCGGGAUUUCGGUACGGCCCCGCGCUUGUCCUGGACGGCGUCCGGCUUCUGUCGACGCGGUUUGUCAUGACGCGGUCGACGCUGGUGUGUGGCGGGGGUUCGUGCGCUGCGAUCCUCGUGGAGCGCGGCCUCGGCGCGAACCUGUCCAGCGUAUUCUACAUGGACAACUGCGUCGUUAUUUCGGAGACGCACGUGAUGUACGCCCUUGCGUCGGAACUGCGUGUUGACGGCGGCUCCGUGUUUUCCAUACAGAACAGCUCGUGGAGUGCGCCGAGCACCGAAUACUACAAAGGCGCGUGUGGGUUUAAGGAUGUUGUUGUGGAUGGAGGCAGCGUGCUGCAGAUCGUGUCCAGCACUUUUCGUCUCGGCUUUGCCAUGCUCAUCACAAACACGCUGACUGUGACUGGCGGCAGCUGGCUGGUGCACCGCGACAACGAGUUCCGCACCGCCUACGUUUUGUACGUGGUCAACGAGAAUGGCGUGGCGUUCCACGAUCGGAGUGUGUGGUCGAUACUACACAACUACUUCACGUACGGCUCGUACUCGUCAACCAUUCUACUUAUGACAAGCAAGUGGUCAUCACCAUCCGACGCGCGCCCGAUCAUCUACGGCGUGUGCAACGAGGCAAGGGGCUCUCCUGUGACGGAUUACCGAGAAGAGCUCAAUAUUGGGACGCCCGUGACGAUACUGGACUGUGGUGCGUGCACCAUGGACGCCGUGUGCUUCGCAGCGAGGACGAGCAGCAUCAGCGGCUGUGAGUGUGUGUGCGCUGCUGGCGGAUACGGUGACACGUGUCUGCCAGCUGCGGUUCCGGACGGUCUUGGGCCGCUCCCGCUCCCCGAUGCGGACGACACGGAGGUCCGCUGCGUGCACGGUGGCAGCAUCAGCUCCGUGGACUAUCCUGAUCCCGGUGUGCGUGGUCUGUGCUUCGUCAACGUGACCUUCACUGCCGUGAUCGUGCUUGACCUGUGGAGUUUUGACGCACCACAACAGAUACUCAACAUCACGCUGCUGCAGUGCGUCCUCGUGGGCCUGUCGAUCAGGGGGAGUGGUGCGCGCGUGUACGUGAGCGUGGUCUCCUCGAUGAUGGAUUCUGGUGCAUUGGAGUUUAAGGGUUAUUUUGGCGCGAGCUCCCAGAUACUGGUGGUGGGUAGUGCGAUUGUGUCGACGUUGAGCUACGCCUUUGCCUUUCCGGAAUUCUCCCUCGGUGCAAACUCGACGCUGCUGCUACUUGACAACCACAUUGAGGGAAAUAAUUACGCAGUUUAUAUAUCCGAAACUAUUGUUGUUGAUGGUGGUGGGAUCAUUGUGAAGGGAAAUACGCUGAGCACAACGAAGGAUGAGGGUGUGGAAUCAUCUGUUUUUGUUUACGCUGUUGACAUGAGGAACGGCGGCUACUUUAGCAUAGAGAACAACACGAUGAGUGCGGCUAAUGGCGUUCAUGUUUUUGGGUGUACCACCGUGAGGUCCGCGGGGCUGCUGCGAGUGGUGGACAGCACCUUCUUUGGCAGCACGAGGGUUUCCAAUUCCGCGCUGGUGCAUUUGUCUGGCUCUGUGACCCUCGAGGGAGGUGCGCAGUGGCGUGUGGAGGGCAACAACGUCGGUGUAGUUUCGGUAUUGGCUAUUCCGCAUUUCUGGCACAAAAUUAGGCUGUUGGGCAUCGGCACCAUCGUGUCGCUUGCACACAACCGUCAGGUGGGCUCCAGAAUGCCUCUUUUCAAUAUAUUUUUAGCGAGCAUUGUCGUGGCGUCACCCGCACGGUUUGUGGUUGGGUGCAACCUGCAGGGCGGUAGGGAGGUGUUGUACGACGAUGUGUUUCCGGUGGAAGUGGAGGUGUUCGGGUGUGGCACAUGCAACGAAGACGCGGCGUGCUACAUGCCCGGGACGGAGUCGGUGGACCGCAGCUCGUGCUCGUGCAGCUGCAAGGACGGAUGGCAUGGCGCGUCGUGUCUUCCUUUCGGGGUGCCCGACUUUUCUUUGCCGCCCGUAGCGGAGAGAGUCGUUGACGGCGACACGAGCUGCGUGGUGAACCAGACGCUGACGAACCUCGCGCCGAACAUGUGGAAGACGCACCACUGCUACGUGGAUGUGACAUUCAGCGGCGUGGGUGCCGUGCUGACGUUUUUCCUCGACAGUAUGCCGCUGCAUCUCCCCAUCAACAUCACGCUCACUGGAUGCACAUUCCGUGAGGGUGCCGCGCUGCAGUUUGUCGGGGGUGUUGAGGUGGCCGAGUCAGCCGGUGUCCUGAUCCGCGUGAGCCAGACGGUGAUGCGGUCCUCUGUUGUUGUGUUUUCACUUGCCCUCCCGCAGCGCUGCGACAUCGCCGUCACGGAGGUUGAUGCGGUACAGUCCUCUACAGUUCAGUUUUUGGAUACUGUGAGAAAGAUGCUGAGCGUAUUGUUGCUGGACGACGUCGUGUUGAGUGCGUCCUCGUUGUUGGUCGGCAACGUCAAUGCGCAUGCAACGAAGCGUGAUGCGUAUGGUUUGUACUCGAUUGGGACGCUGACGCUGGAGCGUGGCAGCUCGCUGUACGCGCGUUACUGCAGCUUUGAUGGGUACGAACACCUGUUUUACGUGUACAGGCUCAGUGUGAGUGAUCACUCUGUUUUUGCGCUGCUCAACAAUACAAUGUCCUCUGGUACGAGCCUCCUGUAUCAGCACCACAGAUUCAGCGUGUCGGAGCAUAGCGUGUUGCGCGUGGUGGGGAACAGCGGUAUCGUGGCCUGCGCCAUCUACGCAGAAGACUUGUGGACCGUCCAAAGGUCAAGCUGGCUGGAUUGGCGCGACAACAGCGUGGGAGUGGGUGCGAUGUUUCACGAAUCCGAGUUCGCUUCCUUUGCCAUUGACGGCAGUAGUGUGGUGACGCUGACGGGCUGCGGGAUGGGCUCGACGGGAUUGUCGAGGCCUCUGCUAUCGCAGGCUGAAGCCGGCUACGGGUUCAUUGCCGGAUGUCUGACGGUUGCAGGACGAGUUUUGACGACGACGGGAGAACUGGAGCUGAAUGGCAUCACCAAGGUGACGACGGUUACCGCGUGCGGGGAUUGCACGAAGGACGGCGACUGCUUUGCACCGCUGACGACGGCGGUCAUUGACUGCAAGUGCCAGUGCGCUGCUGGAGGGCACGGCGAAGUGUGCGUCCCUGCGCCUGUGCCCGCCGGGCCGCCACCACCGCCGUCGCCACUGCUACCGCCACCGCCGCCGAUUGGUGAGUGCAUCAGCGACAUGGUGUACCCCGAGGUUGCGCAGGCCGUGGGCGGCGGUCUGUCGUGGCUGUGCUACCGCAACGUGACGUUCAGCGGGGGCGGCAUGGGCCUGACGGUGCUGAUUGGGGGGAUGAAGGGCGACGUGGCGAACGUCACGUUCGAUGGAUGCACGUGGAGGGACGGCGCCGUUCUGUUGCUGUUGGGCAACGCGUACGCCGCUGUGGGGUCGCUGAACAUUGUCGUCACCGGCAACACAUUCAUUGACGCGCUGCUCAGCCCGGAGGGUGGGUUUCCACCACGCACGAACAUCACGAUCAACGGGAACCGCUUCACGGUCACGAGAAUGAUCCCUCGGCUGGGUUUGGACCUUAGGAGGCCGUCGUGUGUUGCGAUGAAUGGACUGGCGAUCAGCAACUACUCUGCGGUGGUGCUCAGUGGCAAUGCGUUUCAGACCAUGACGACAUCGUCAAGCGCCAUUCAAGUUGUCAGGUAUGCGCUGAGGGUGACGUGGCACUCUGUUUUUGCGGUGUUGGGCAACGCGUUUCAUAUGGCUGGUGGCGAGGGCACACCGAUACAUCUUGAAGGUUAUGCCGAAUCCUUGUCACUGUUUGUACUGAACGGCUCUGCUGUGGUGGUCCGAGGCAAUCUUGUGUCGAGCCUGGUGCAGUACGUCAUCAUAUUUGUUUGUUUUUUUUGUGUGGAGUCUCGGUCAGCGGUUGUUUUUCGGGACAACGACAUGCAAGGAAGCUCGGCGGUUUUUUUUUCAAGCCACCAUUCCCAUAUUUACUACAACUCUUGGCUGCAGUUGAGCGGCAACCUCUGCCGCGUGUCCCCAGUGGGUGCUUUUGCUGUUUUGAAUCCCACAGUGAAUCUCCGCGACUCCACGGUGUCCGUGUCCGGCAACCAGUUUAUGUCCAGCAAGGGCACGCACACAGCGUUAUGGAUAUACUCACGACCCAGCGAUCUCACAAACGUAGCGAUUGUGGCUGCGUGCAACACUGUGAACGGCGAGGAGGAAGCGAACUACGUUAUUCCGUCCGUGUACAAUGCCACCAUUCUGACCUGCAGCGACCCAUGCGCCCUCGCGACGUCGUGCUUCCCCGCGUACACGACGACGGCUUCGAGUGAUGGCUGCACCUGCGCAUGCGCUGAGGGCGGCCAUGGCGAUGCGUGCCUGCCCGUUGCUGUCCCCGAGCCGCCGAGCACCGACGGCGCCGACUUGUGCGUGCGGGACGUGCGUGUGGGUGUGAAGGUGAACGCCGGUCUCGGGACGUCGGUGGUGUGCUACGUUGGUGUGACCUUUGCGGCGGACGUCGUGGUGGACGUGGAGUCGAUGUCAGGGAGCGUGCGCAACGUGACGCUGGUGAACUGCACGUUUGUGCGCGGAGCGAGCCUGUACGUUGUUGGGUGGCGUUCCGACCCGCCCGCUGGCGAGCGUGCCGAUGUGUUGAUCAGCGGGCUUGAGUUGCGUUCCGGCGGCGGCGUGCUGGUGGCUAACCGAUUUCCGCCGGGCUCGCGCGUCACUGUGGUGGACUCGGUGCUGAUCGCAGAGAAGCGCGUUGCGUACCAUGACGCCUACGACCUUGGCGACGCCUCCGCGUGCCUCGUGUUGCACAACGUGAAUCUGACGGGGAGCGUGCUGACCAUUGCGCGCACGCAUGUGGCGGCUGUGUUCCGUGACGCUGUUGGCGUGCUUGUGGUUGGCGGCGUGGCGCUGUCGUCGCGCGGUGCGCUGUACGUGGACGGGCUGUUGGUGCAGGCGGCGCUGGGGCUGUGCGUGUCGGUGGAGGGCGGCGUUGCGGCCAGCGGCGGCUCCGUGGUGGCGUUUGUUGACAGCGACUUCCUGCUGUGCAAGCACGCGGUGUCUGUGCGUGGGGCUGUGAGCGUGUCGGGCUCCGUUGUGGCGUUUGUGCGGAGCGACUUUGCGUCGACGGAAGAAUACGCGGUGGCGUUUUAUUCGACGGUGAGUCUGGCCGACGGGUCGAUGCUGCUGGCGAAGGGCAACGUGCACGACGGCGCCUCGAGGGAGAUGCUUUACGCCGCUGGCGCCGUGGCCGCUGCUGGGAGCACGCUGAGCCUUGUGCGCAACCGAGCACUGCUGUCUCGGAUGCUGUCGCUGAGCCUGUCGCUCUCGGCUGGGGCGCAUGUGAGGGUGGCGUGUAACCACGCUGGUGGACGUGUCCUGUCGACGGCGGAGGAGUACGCAGCGGCUGGUUUUGGCGACGCUGGGCGCAUCGACGUUGUUGGGUGCGACGACUGCGACAGGGACACGUACUGCUACGCCCCCGGGACGGCGUCGGCGAGCAUGAGGAACGGUGUGUGCGCGUGCAUGUGCGGCAGCGGUGGGCACGGCGAGGCGUGCGUGCCUGUGGGUGCACCCGCGCUGCCGCCCUCUGUGGGCACCGCGUCGAGUUUGUUUGUCCGUGAGGGCGUGACGGUGCAGUCGGUGUUCGUUGUGCCUGCCGGUGUGAGCGAGGUGACGCUGCGCCACGUUGUGCUGGACGGCGUGAGUCCGGUGCUCUACGUGCCGUGGAUGGCGCGGGACGGCGUGCGGAUCGUUGUGCAGAACGUGUCGCUGCUGAACGGCGCCGUGCUGUACGUGAUGGGCGGUGGAGCGUUGCGCGAUGCGGAUGGUGCGGGGAGCGACGAGAGCGGGCCGGUGGAGCUGUCGGUGUGCGAUGUGGAGGCGCUGAACGGUGCGCUUGUGCUGACCGGGACGUUUCCCGCGGGGUCUGUGCUGACGGUGACGGACUCCCUGCUGGUUGCCGCGAGGCCGACGCCGCUUGUGUGUCUUCCCGGCUCGCAGUCGUCGCCGUACGCACCGGUGCUUGUGCUGUCGGGCCUGCGGCUCGUGCGGUCCGUCCUGGUUGUGUCUGGCGUUGCUCUCGUGACCGUGAUGACUGGUGGGCGGACGGUGGUGGUGGACGGCGUUGUGCUGGAGCUCGUCGGUGGCGGUGUCGCGCUGGACUCGGCUGUGCUCGGUGGCGAAUAUGCGUUGUACGCGAGUGCGCGCGUGGUUGCGUCGGGGAGCGCUGUGCUGCGCGCGUCGGGGAGCCAGGUGUACGCUGCGCAUGGGCUGGUAUUCGGCAGUGGAGUGGAGGCCAACGCGUCCGCCAUCGUGGUGAAUGACAACACCGGUGCACUGACGGAUGGCGCGCUGCUGGAGCUGCGGGGGUCGGCGUCGUUUGCGUCCGGGUCGUGGCUGUCGGUGCGCGGCAACAGCAUCAGCGGCAGGCUUCUGUCGGUGCCGUCGUACCCGCACAGUGCGGAGCUCGUGCAGAGCACGCUGACGCUCUAUGGGAACGCCGGCCGUGGACCCGUCGUGAUGGACGGCACCGUUGCGCUUGUGGGCGCCGGCCGAAAUUUCGUCGUGGGGUGCCUGACGCUCAACGGGCAGGCGCUGCAGCCGAUGGACUACAGGUCCACCGGCAUCAUCGGGGAAUUCCGCCCCGUGGCGUGUGGUGUGUGCGACGCCGAAGUGCGCUGCUUUGCUGCUACGACGAGGGCGAUGUCGAGGUCGUGCCGCUGCCGCUGUGCUGAGGGCGGGUACGGGCACGACUGCCUGCCGGUGUACCUGCCGCACGUGGACGGGUGCAACCGCACGCACGGCAUUCCGCUGCUGAGCCACACGGCGACGCUGACGGAGACGCGCAGCCCGACGCCAACGUGGACGCCGAGCCCAAGCGCGACGCACUACAGUCCGACGCCGUACGGGCCGACGAAGACGCUGCAGGUGACGGAGACGGUGGCACCGCCGCCCACGCGGACCCCCACAGCGUCGGUGAGCGGCACGCUGUGGUGGAGCGACGUGGCGUGCCCGACGCUUGCUGUGACGACGACGGCGGCUGGUGGAAGUCUGACGCAGAACGACAUCCGCGGCGGUGGGAGCGCCGUCCCGACGCGGCUGAUGGUGGCGCUGCCGCCGCCGUUUCGGUGGGCACGCGACCCGCAUCCCGGCACGCACCUGAGCUUUGUGCCUGUGUCGACGGCGCAGCCGAGCGGGUUUGGCGGUCCGUGGGGAGCGAUGCUGAGCAACGCGACGUGGGUGCGCAACGCGACGAAUCCGUCCACCGUCCUGGAGCUGGCUGUGCCUGUGCACCGCGGUUACUUCAUUGCUGCCGACGAAACGAUAGUCAUUCGCUGCGACGCUGCGGCGGUGUUUGGCGGCUGCAAGGGUGUGCUGCUUGGGUCCUUCACGAUCAGUUCGAACACGCUGCCCGCCGCAGCCAGCGCCCUCUCGGCGAUCACCGGCGUUGUUGCGGGUGCGACGGCUGUUGCCGUGCUGGUGACCGGCGGGCUGGGCUCCGUUCUGGAGUUGCAGGCGCUCGGCGUGUUCGCGAGGAUGCCAUGCGCCUCGGCGCAGGAGCGUGCGAGCACCGUUGCGCUGCCGUACUUCCUGUCGGUGUUUGCUGCCCUUGACCCGCUGUGGAUGGUGGUGGGCAACGCGCUGCUGGCCGCUGUGUUCGGGUGCGUGCACUACGGUGUGACGGCCGCCUUCCAGCGGUGGCGCGGCGUGGACGCGGCGAGUGCGUGGGCUGCGAUGCGGUUCCCGAACCUGACGUACGUUGUGGCGCACGCGAUGCACCUCGGCAUAUUCUUCGGCUCCGUGCUUGCACUGGCGAUGCCCGGCGCCCGCGUGCUGCACCGCGUGAUCGGUGUCGUUGGCGUGCUGUACGGUGUGGCGUUCCCUGCUGGUGUGUGCUACUUGAUUGCCCGCCACACGGGCGCGAGCUUCACGAGGUACUGGCAGUUUUCUAGGAAGCCGCUGCACGAGCGCCUGCUGUACCCCGUCGGGUAUUGGCACCCCGCGGCGCAGCAGCGGAUGUACGGCGGCAUGCUGACGAACAUGAGGGGCGGCCACGUGUACUGGUGCGUGUUCCAGGUGUCGGUGCUGUGUGUGGUGUGCCUGAUUGCGGCUGUGCACCCGCCCGUGGGAGGCUGCCACGUCCAGUACUUCUGCAUGGCUGCUGUGCUGCUUGCGGGUGCAGGCGUGGUUGCCUUCACGAACAUGAUGCGCUCGGCCUUCCUGACGAUGACGCACACUGCGAGCUUUGUGCUCCUUGCACUGCUGUGUCUGGUCAGCGCGGCGAACCACCUUGCGCCGAGCGACGGCGGAGCGAGGGCGUACGUGGCGAUUGUGCUGCUGCUGACGACUGUGCUGCUUGCGGUCACUGUGUACAGCGUCGUUGUGUGGUACGCGGAGGACCGCCACUGGCAGGAGCUGCGCGAGCCUCGGCGUGGUGGGCUGGAGGCGCUGCUGCGCGAUGACGAGGAGAGCGACGAAGAGACGCGGAAGCCGUACGACAUGGCGUCAUCGUCGUACGCCUCAGACACCACCGGCGCGUCCUUGUACCGACCACCCGCAGUGCCGUUGCAGUCUGUGUCCGGUGACACCCGCUCAGACGCGCUGAGUCUACUGGACCGCGCAUCCAGUGCGAGCCUCAAAAGUGAUCGCGCCCUCCUGUGA
Trypanosoma cruzi is the source of this 10431-nucleotide messenger RNA. Its product is annotated as dispersed gene family protein 1 (DGF-1), putative. The record is from RefSeq and is a predicted model, not a curated record. The transcript has a single exon. Gene Ontology annotation, molecular function: Notch binding. Bases 1 to 10431 code for a protein of 3476 amino acids. NCBI's taxonomy places the organism in Eukaryota, Euglenozoa, Kinetoplastea, Trypanosomatida, Trypanosomatidae.